Molecule: messenger RNA, 3378 nt
Organism: Misgurnus anguillicaudatus (oriental weatherfish)
Lineage: Eukaryota; Metazoa; Chordata; Actinopteri; Cypriniformes; Cobitidae
Gene: paxbp1
Product: PAX3 and PAX7 binding protein 1
Biological process (GO): mRNA splicing, via spliceosome; positive regulation of transcription by RNA polymerase II
Cellular component (GO): nucleus
Molecular function (GO): DNA binding
Source: RefSeq, a predicted model, not a curated record
GAUGUACAUAAACUCUUCCGGCAACGGCAAAAUGGUGGACUUGUCAUUAUUUUUGGCGCUCUGCGAAAAUAUCCACACCAGGCUGUUAACACGUUUGUAAAUGCGCUACAUAUUACAUCAGUAUGUUUAAGAAAGCUAAAAGGUGCAAUUUUAGGCGUCGCAAUGACUCUGAGGAUGAGGAGAAAGACGCUCAGCAGUCCGGAGGGCCUGCAGCUGAAGCCUCGGCGAAAUCUAGCGAGCCCACCACCUGCUCCGCUCCUCAUAGCUCCGCUCCUAACGUGCUAAACAAUCACGGUAACGGGUUUCAGUCCCGUGAGAUCAAACUCAACAAAGAGAAGAAGAAAAGGGAGAACCGAGAGGAACCGAAAGCGAGUCUGCUUAGCUUUCAAGAUGAUGAAGUGGACGACACUGAAGUGUUUCGUGUGAAGAAAUCCAACCACAGCAAAAAGAUUGUGAAGCAGCUGAAGAAAGAAUACAAGGACGAUUUGGAAAAGACCGGCAGUUUCGUACAGGACCAAAGCACACGACUUGAUGGUGGACCUGCACAGAAGCUGGCAAUUAAAGAAGAGCCCUUAGAGGGCAGCAGAGCCAGCAGUGAGCAGGGAGAAGAGGAAAUGGAGGUGGACAGCAAUGAGGAACAGGACGAGGAAAAUGAUCAGAAGGGUGGGGUUAGAAGUGGAGCAUUCAGCCAGAAUCUGUCCGCCCUCAGCUCCCUCAGACCAGGCGAGAUCCCAGAUGCUGCAUUCAUCCAUGCUGCACGUAAGCGCAGGCAGAUGGCUCGAGAGCUUGGAGGUGAAGCCCCAAUGGUGGAGCCUGAAGCGACCAACAAGCGCCUUGUUCACGAGGAUGAGCAGGGCGGCAGUGACGACGACGAUGAGAAGAGAAUUGUCUUCAGUGGCGUCAAGCAGAAGAGUCAGAGGCAGAAAAUAGCGGAGGAGAUUGGUAUUGAAGGAAGUGAUGACGAAGCUCUAGAUGAUGGACAAGAUGAAGAAGUGAGACGCUGGGAGCAGGAACAGAUCAGAAAAGGCAUUAGCAUCCCUCAGGUCCAAGCCACCCAAGAGGACACAACCAUGUAUUAUCAAGGCGGUUAUGACGCACAGCCUUAUGGAGCUUCCUACGCCAUGCCUUUUGCCUACGCGGCCACGACUGUUGGAACAGACGGCAACAAUUCAUUGAAAGUGGAGGCCUCAGUCCCCUAUCCUAUUCCCUCUAGUGACCUGACCCCAAUAACCACAGAUCUGGUAAAGAAACGUCUUAAAGACAGGCUAAACUUCAUGCGUCAGGGUCACAGUUCCAACGCCCGGCGCUUUCAACAGAUCCAGGAGGAGCUGGAGGCCUCUAAAAAGACCAUCCAGCUCCUGGAGGGCUCCUCGCAGGAGGCUGCAGACAAAUAUAAAUUCUUGCAAGAAAUGCGAGGGUAUGUUGGAGACUUGCUUGAGUGUUUCAGUGAAAAGGUGCCUGGUAUUCUGGAGCUUGAGGCCGCCAUGCAUCAGUUACUACGGCAACAGGCGUCCCGUCUGGUCCAGAGAAGACAGGAUGAUAUUAAAGAUGAAUCAUCGGAGUUUUCCAGCCUUUCAAAUAAGGCUGUUAUGGCCCCUAACCUGGAUUCAUUUGGACGUGAUCGUGCAGCUUAUCAAGAACUCGCCAAGCAGAGAAGGAUAGCUGAAAGAGAAGCCAGGCGAACUCGACGCAGGCAAGCACGAGAGCAGAACGGCAAGAGAGCCGAGCAUAAGGAGGGGCUGUCCAGUGACGACGAAGAGACGUCUACUGACAUUAACAGCUUCAACCUAGAGAGAGAUCGAAUUUUUAUAGAAUCGAAGAAGGUUUUUGAAGAUGUGGUGGAGGAUUUCCACUCUCUGAACAGCAUGAAAUCUCACUUUGAGACCUGGAGGAAGCUGUAUUUUACCAGUUACAGGGACGCUUACAUCAAUCUCUGUCUGCCCAAACUUUUCAACCCACUUAUUCGACUGCAGCUUAUCUCAUGGUCUCCGCUAGAGGUGGAUUGUCCAAACUUCGAGUACAUGCUAUGGUUCGAGUCUUUGCUGUUUUAUGGUUGUGACGAGCAGAGCGCCGUGAAGCAAGAGGAUGAUGUUGAUAACGGCUUGCUCCCUGCUAUCGUCGAAAGAGUUAUCCUUCCCAAACUGGCAGUGUUGACGGAUCAAGUAUGGGACCCCCUUUCUAGCAGUCAGACAUCCAGACUGGUGACUUUCAUGCGAAGGCUGAUCAAAGACUAUCCCACUGUGCUGCAUGGCGACAACCGCAACACGCAGGAGCUUCUGAAGACCAUACUCGUACGAAUACAACGGUCCCUCGAUGAUGACAUUUUCUUACCUCUGUUUCCCAAAAAUGUUAUGGAAAACAAAAACUCUGCUCCAUACCUCUUCUUCCAGAGGCAGUUUUGGUCUUGCGUGAAGUUACUGGGAAAUAUCCUUAUGUGGGAUGGGAUCCUGUCCCAGUUGGUGCUGAAGGAGCUAGCCGUGGACAGCACACUGAACCGAUACAUCCUCUCAGCCCUACAAUCCAUUGAUGUCAGAGAGGAAUGUGUGGAGAAAUGUCGCAGGGUGGUGGAGUGUUUUCCCAUUCAGUGGUUCAGCAGUCUGAAGGGUCAACAAACUCUUCCUCAGCUGGAGAACUUUUGCAGAUACAUGAAACACGUUGCCAGCUCUGUUUACCGCAGCUGUGUGGCUGGAUCAGAUGUGGAGAAAAGAAAAGCCAGGGAACACAUAAAGGAGGUGAUUAGGCUUCUGGGACGACUGAACGCUUUAGAUCAUGUGAUUGCAGUUGCGUCAGAACAUGGCAUUAAAGAUAUAAAAACUCUCCUUGAGACCAAAUGACCAACAGGGCAUGGUAGCUGACCCACAUACUGGUUUUUUGAUGAACCUAACCUUGUAAAUAUUGUGAAUAUUGUACAUUUUGUGUGUGGCUGAAGACUUUUCCUUCAUUUUGAAGCUGAGGGAGUCUUGUGUAGGAAUUCGUAAUCCAUGGAAACUGCCACUGGUGUCCCAGCACAGCGUGUUUGCCUGGGUUUGUACCCUGUGGUGUGUUAAAAACUUCUGUAUCCCCCUUCCGGUGGAGACAAUUCCACUUUUUACUUAAUUUUUUUAACAGACAAGGUCCUCUAAUAGAUCUUUUAAAUUGUGACAUGCGUUAUCUGCAUUACUUACAGGUUGACUUAAAUUCUUUAAGAGCAAACAAUGAUAAAAGACAUUCAAAAUGAGCCAGCGUCCAUGUUCAUCUUCAACAACUUUUGACGUGCCAACCUGAUCUCUAAACGAAUUUACAUGCUGCUUAAGAAAUCCAGUAAAAAUGUAUACCUUUAAUAUUUUUGUUUUUUGAACCCUGAAAUGUGUCAUUGCAUAAAUAAAGUGUUAAUGGAUA